GAAUAUUUUUGUCCUCUCCAUUACAGUUCUUUGCCGAUGUGAAAGAGGCUCAGGACAAGAUGAAAAAAAUGCAGGAGACUAUGAAUAAGAAAUACAAUUGUGAUCGUUCCACCACAGCCACACGCCUGGAGGAUCUGCUGCAGGAUACUGUGGAGGAGCGAGAACAGUUGAAUGAAUUCAAGACACACGUGAAUGGCCUUAACAAGAGGGCUCGCUCCAUCAUUCAGCUGAAACCACGUAACCCCACCACAUCCAUCAAAGGCAAACUGCCCAUUCAGGCAGUCUGUGACUUCAAACAACAAGAGAUUACUGUUCAUAAAGGAGACGAGUGUGCACUCCUCAACAACUCCCAGCCUUUCAAAUGGAAGGUUCUGAGUCGCUCCGGACAUGAGGCAACUGUGCCUUCUGUUUGCUUCCUGGUUCCACCAGUAAACAAGGAUGCCAUGGACAGUGUGUCCAGUCUGGAAACAGGUCAUCAGCAGAUGGUGUCCAUGUGGCAGACGUUGUAUAUCAACAUGAAGAGUCUUCUGUCGUGGCAGUACCUGAUGAGGGACUUUACACAAAUUCGCUCCUGGAACAUCACAAUGGUGUGUGACGACACAUUUCUUAUUCAAU
Messenger RNA from Hippocampus comes (tiger tail seahorse), 615 nucleotides. Its product is annotated as plectin-like. The record is from RefSeq and is a predicted model, not a curated record. The transcript is spliced from 4 exons. Gene Ontology annotation, molecular function: structural constituent of cytoskeleton; cadherin binding; ankyrin binding. Gene Ontology annotation, biological process: hemidesmosome assembly; intermediate filament cytoskeleton organization; wound healing. The annotation marks the transcript as partial. Gene Ontology annotation, cellular component: hemidesmosome; intermediate filament; cytoplasm. Lineage: Eukaryota; Metazoa; Chordata; Actinopteri; Syngnathiformes; Syngnathidae.